Gadus morhua (Atlantic cod) is the source of this 3043-nucleotide messenger RNA. RefSeq names its product chromosome 8 C5orf22 homolog (gene c8h5orf22). The transcript is spliced from 15 exons. The record is from RefSeq and is a predicted model, not a curated record. The coding region runs from base 145 to 1458 and encodes 437 amino acids. Lineage: Eukaryota; Metazoa; Chordata; Actinopteri; Gadiformes; Gadidae.
UAGGACGCCCAGGCGGGACUUCCGUGUUUUUUUUACUAUGGAGAGGGACGCUGACCAGCAUGCCGUUUAGCUCCAUCUCCAAGCAGAAGUCACUGUCCGUCUCGCUAAGAUUCUCAUUAUCUGCGAUAAGAUUCUCAUUAUAAAAUGAGUUCCUCCACGCAGAAGAGGGUAUACGCAAAGUUGCCCGUUUGCAUAGUUGAGGAUCAUAACGACGUGGUGAGUCACAUCUAUCGUGCGAUAGCAUCAAAACACCUUCCGAUGAGGAACAUCAAGAUGAUCCAUUUAGACUCCCAUCCCGAUCUGCUUAUCCCUGUCAACAUGUCUGCUGACGUCGUCUUUGACAAGGACUCUUUAAUUGACCAGCUGAGUAUAGAGAACUGGAUCAUGCCCAUGGUCUAUGCAGACCAUGUGUCCUCUGUGGCCUGGCUUCACCCUCCCUGGGCCCAGCAGAUCCAAGAAGGAGAGCACCGUAUGGCUGUGGGAAAGGAUUCCUCCACCACCACCAUCAGGGUGACCAGCAAGGACGACUACUUCCUGAGCGACGGUCUGUACGUUCCAGAGGAGCAGCUGGAGAACCCCAAGGCCCUGACGCUGAACGUGGUGCUGGUCAACCCCGCACCGAGGAGCCACGCGGCGCACACAGAGACGGAUGCACUGCGGUGGCAACCCAAGAAACCCCGGUCGGACAGCCAGGGAACAGACUGCCCUUUUCCUCCGGGGUCCUCCGGCUUGGAAUGUGCCGCCGUGUUACAGCCAGGAGGGGGCGACAGCGGACCAGCUGAUAAAGGAUCACCUGGCUAUGUCGUCAACACAUUGUUGUCCGUGGUCAAGGAGACGGAUCCGUACAUACUGGAUGUUGAUCUGGAUUUUUUCUCCUGUAAGAAUCCUUUCAAAGAGCUGUACACACAGGAGGAGUACGCCAUCCUCCAGCAGCUGUACGGCUUCAGGAGACCCAGCGCCACGGCCAGCGAGGAGGCGAUCGGUGAGUGCGUGGAGCUCCGGGUCCAUCAGCUGGAGGACCUGGAGGCGGCGUUCGCUGACCUGCUGGAGGACGACGCCCACGAGACGGUGCUGCGCUGGGCCGCCAACCCCGGCAUGGCUCCCCUCGCCCAGCUGGUGUCCAGUCUGAAGGCCAGAGACCAGUCUCCAGAUUACGAGAUGGUGCAUCAGGCCGGCCUUACCUGUGACUACUCUGAGCUGCCUCACCACAUCAGCACCGAGGAGGAGAUCGACGGACUGCUGCUGGCCGUUGAACAGAUUCUCACGGCCCUGCCUAAACCAACACUGGUAACCAUGUCCAGAUCCAGUCUAGACGAGUACUGCCCCGUGGAGCAGGUGGACUCCAUCCAGAACAAGGUUCUGUCCGUCCUGGAGGGGCUGUACGGACAGCUGGAGGUCCGACAGACCUACGACAGCCCCCCGGUGGACACACAGGAAGGCCAGCUGGCCAUCUUGUGAUGCUAGCACACGCACACACACCAGUGUACAAACCCCAUGUAUUCAACACAUGUAUUGAAGAAGCAGAUGUAUAGAUCACGUUUAAGUCAAUGUUUGUUUAAGUAAAAAGUAUUAUCUUUGUGUACAGUUUGUCGUUGUGUACUGUGUCAUUUUGUUUGAGGUCAUUUUCUCGAGGUUGAAUUUUCCAACCUGCAUCUUUUCUAGAACUGCAUCAUGUAUAAUGCUGGUAGACUAAUAAACAAUGUUUGUCGUUUGUGUUUUUAUCAUAAAACUGAAGCUUUCUUUGAGUUUCCUGUUGCUGUUUCCUUCACCCUAACUGUCAACCGCCUCCAGACACAAGAUUGUUCACAACGCAUAAUGAAGUGAAAGCAAAAAUAAAUCCAGUCCCACUACACACUAGCCUGACAGUCGUCACCGUUGACAGCAGUACUGCCCAAUAUGCAAGAAGGAGCACUGGAACAGAGAAAGUUACAAUGGUCAUGGUCAACCCUGAUACGAUAAUAGAACCCUGUUUAAUAUUAUCUACUCCAAAGACACGUCUCAACUCCCUGUCAUCUCUCUGGAUGCUGAAAAAGCCUUUGAUAGAGUUGAGUGGGAAUACCUUUUCACUGUUCUGAAAAACGGUGAACAUCAAAAAUACCAGAAGUUUUAGGAAUCCCUUUGGAACCGCGCCCUCCAGUGGCCAUAUUGGGUAUUUCACCCACCCCACGCAUCCUCGAGCCAGAGUUAUUCAGCAGUGAAAGUGAUAAGAGCUGUGCAGAGAGAAGAAAAGCAGCAAAGAACCUGUCAAAUAUCAGAAGAUCAGAAAACCUCACUUGUUAAGUUUGAUUGUUUUCUGAAAAUGAAGAUGACAAGCGGAAAAAUCCCCAUCAGCUCUCUACUGGUUCUCCUGGCCUUGCUGUCCAUCACUGAAGGAAAAAGUCUGCGGGGGUUGGGGAUGGAACUACGCUGCCGCUGCAUCCAGACAGAAAGCCGUCAGAUUCGUCCUCACAUCAGGAAGGUGGAGAUCAUUCCGGCCAAUUCUCAUUGUGAAGAAUCUGAGAUCAUUGCCACUCUGAAAAUAUCAGGCCUAGAGGUCUGUCUGGAUCCUGAAGCUCCAUGGGUCAAGAAAGUUAUUGAGAGGAUGAUGUCAAGAAGACGUUGAAAAUCUUCAAACAGAAUUGUUCAAUGCUGGGCUGUUGGAGAGCACCAUCAGAAGUAUUAUUACCACGAGGAGACAAGAGGGGUAUUCCAUCAACCAAGCUGAAGGCAAAGCUGGGCUUAUUUUCCUUUAGCCUCGCUAUUCUCAGCUAGAGCUACGUUCCAUUAACGUGACUUAAGGGAAUCUCCGCUAAGUAACCAUGGCAACUUAUCCGACCACCCUGGUCGGUAGCAGACUAACUGUCAGGCUCAGGCCUACUUGAUCGGAGUUUCAGAAACGUCUCAUCUCUCGGCAACAAGUGCACCAUCAGAAGGUUCCGCCAAGCCAAGCCCUCACGAUUUUGUCAUAAAUGUACAUAUAUGAAGGAGCCUACUACAACAGCGUAUAUUUUCCCUCAGGGUCUAAGAUGAAAUGAUGCAAAUAAAAUAAUUUAAUUAAUUGCUA